AUUUUUGACCAGUUUUUUUUCAGAUGUAAUUUAUUUAAAAUGGAGCUUAUUAUCUGGGCUGUGUUACUCGUGGGUGUGUUUGGUGUUGAGGAAGAGAAAAAGACGAAUAUCACUUUCUCUCCUUGUCCGGAUACCUGCUCUUGUACGCACUCCGAGGACGGGAGUAUUAACCAAGCGUCCUGUAAGGACAGUAACCCGGAGUAUAUAUUCUCCAUGGUUCCCAACACCAAACAUCUAAUUAUAUCCGGGUGUUCUAAACCUCUGACUCAUGUUAAUAUAACAACCCAGAGCGUUGGGUUUAUUGAGUCCUUGCUCCUCGACGGAUGUUUGAUAGACCCUUCCUCUGUCCAGAACUUCAAAGUGUUCUUCUCCCUGGCCAGGUUGGAGAUCCUAAACACAAGGGACCCCGACCUAAUCCUCCUCGAUUGCAAUGUCGUAAAGAACUUGGAGCUGAUCAAUCUCUCCGGGAACAGAUUAACCUCGAACCCGAUUCUGAACUGUUCUGCUCCGUUUCUCAGGAACUUAAACCUGUCGGAGAACAGCCUUUCUGAGUUCGAUUUCGGAGAUAUCUCCGGGUACCGUGAUCUUGUUUAUCUGGAUUUAAGUGCAAACCCUCUCCUAGAGCUGGUUCCUCCUGAGACGGAUCUGUCUCUGACUAAACUCUUACUCCGGGAUAACCGUUUACUGAGGACAGUUUGCUCGCAAACCUUCCGUUCUACACCUAAUCUUAAACAUCUAGAUAUAUCUUUCACGAAUAUUCAGCAGGUUCCCUUAGGUUUAAUUCAACUCAAGAAUAUUGAAGAGCUAGGAAUAGAAGGAUGGAUUCCUACCUGUGAUUGUCAAACUGCUGUCAGGUUGCAGAGUGUUGACAGUAGAGAUUUGUAUACUGGACUCCAAUGUUUAUCGCCUGUAUCCGGGACUAGGUUUAACUUCACAGCUCCGGGUCUACUUAAUAGCUUGGACUGCGGAGAAAUACAAAUCCAGGUACCAAGGGGAAAUUAUUAAUGAACUAUCUUUUUA
This is a messenger RNA of Eurytemora carolleeae, 1020 nucleotides long. Its product is annotated as toll-like receptor 7. Lineage: Eukaryota; Metazoa; Arthropoda; Copepoda; Calanoida; Temoridae. Gene Ontology annotation, molecular function: protein binding. The coding region runs from base 40 to 1005 and encodes 321 amino acids. The record is from RefSeq and is a predicted model, not a curated record. The transcript is spliced from 4 exons.